GCCAGAAGUUGCUGUGCUUUCCCCGCAAUUUCCUCCCGGACAUCUGGCGUCAGCUGUAACUUUGUGCAAUUCCCUGCCUGCCUCGUGCUGCCCCUUGCCGUCACCCUGGUCCCUCGUGCUCCACGUCCCUCGCCGUGCCCGAGCCACGGGGUGCGGCGUGGCCCUGGGACCAGGUGGCAGACGAGUGCUUGGCUCCACCGGGCUGCCCCCUCGCCCGCCGGAGCCGGCACUGCCCUGCUCCUGUGUUUACCCUUGCCGUGGUGACUCUUCCCCCAGAUACAUCCUGUCCAGGACGGGUGAGUGUCCCGGCUUUUCCCCUACUCCCCGCAUCCUGGCUGGUGGCAGUAGGGGAGGAGGUGCUGAGGGCUGCUGGUGCCCUCAUCUUUAUGCUAUACAGAGCCUGGGAGUCACCGGUGGGUAAGGGAUGGGAUGAAGGCACUGCGUGGGGGCUUCUGCUGCCUUUGGGGGGGCCGGGUGAGAUGCACUGCUGCUUGCCCCGUGGCUCAUCGCCUGCCUUCCCACAGAGCUGAGCCGACUGCCUGGCCAGGAUGAGCUGGAGCUUCCUGACGCGGCUCCUGGAGGAGAUCAACAACCACUCGACCUUCGUGGGCAAGAUCUGGCUCAGCGUCCUCAUCAUCUUCAGGAUUGUGCUGACGGCUGUGGGGGGUGAGUCCAUCUACUACGAUGAGCAGAGCAAGUUCGUCUGCAACACGCAGCAGCCAGGCUGCGAGAACGUCUGCUACAACGCCUUCGCCCCACUCUCCCACGUCCGCUUCUGGAUCUUCCACAUCAUCAUGGUGGCCACCCCCUCUGUGCUCUACCUGGGAUUUGCCAUGCACCGCAUUGCCCGCAUGCCUGAGUCCUCACGGCGCCGGGUGCCGGCAACUCAGCGUGGCCGCAUGCCAGUGGUGCGGCGUGGAGCCGGGCGGGACUACGAGGAGGCAGAGGACGAUAAUGAAGAGGAUCCCAUGAUCUUCGAGGAGAUUGAGGUGGAGAAGGAGAAGGGCACCGAGGGUGGCGAGAAGCACGAUGGCCGGCGCCGCAUCAAGCAGGACGGGCUGAUGCGUGCCUAUGUGCUACAGCUGCUGUGCCGCAUGCUGCUGGAGUCAGCCUUCCUUUUCGGGCAGUACCUGCUGUUCCGCUUUAAGGUCAGCCCCUCCUACGUGUGCAGCCACAGCCCCUGCCCGCACAUGGUCGACUGCUUCGUCUCACGCCCUACCGAGAAGACCAUCUUCCUGCUCAUCAUGUAUGCCGUCAGUGGGCUCUGCCUCUUCCUCAACAUCUGCGAGCUCUUGCACCUGGGCGUGGGGCGCAUCCGCGAUGCGCUGAGCCAGCCCAACAGCCCACCCUCCAGCAACCCCGCACCGCACUACACCAAGAAGCCCCCCAGUGCACCGCCCACCUACCACUCCCUGAAGAAGGAGCCACUGAAAGCCCCUCUGCCUGAUGGCAAGCUGGACUACCGGGAGAACCUGGCCAACUCGGCUGCCGAGCGCUUCGCCCUGGCUGGCGCUCCCCGUGAGCAUGAGCUGGAGCGGCUGCGUGAGCACCUGCGCUUGGCCCAGGAGCACCUGGAGAUGGCCUUCCACCUGCAGCCACCCCCCCGGGCUCCCAGCCCCACACGCAGCAGCAGCCCUGAGGGCAAUGGCAUGGCUGCUGAGCAGAACCGCCUCAACCUGGCGCACGAGAAGGGUGGCGGCUGCGAGCGCAGCACAGGGCUGUGAGUGACGAGGAUGGACAGUGCGGGACAGUGGUGUGACACAGCAUGAGACGACGACAUGUAUUUGCCCGGUGGGGCUGCCCAGGGCGUCUCCAUCCCGGUGGGCAGCGAUGGGGACAGGGGCUUGGGGAACCUUCCUUCACUGUUCUUAAUUUUUUUUUUUUAAAAAAGGAAUAUCUUAUUUUUGUACAUUUUUAUAAACUCAGCAGCGUGCACCCUGGCAUUUUUAUACACCCCUCCCGAUUCCCACUCUGAGCCCGCACCUCCCCUCCCUGUCUCCUGUUGUAUCCCCACGUCCCUCCCCACACCCUGUGCCUGCAGCACCUCCAAUUCGUGCCUCCCCUGCACUCUCUGUGCACAUGCAGGUCACGACAGCAGUAAGGAUGCUCACACCAGGUCUGGCUGGUGAGGCUGCACCAUGGGCUGGCACUGAGCCUGAAGUAGAGGUAACAGCAGGGACCUGUGAGAGACGUAUCCCAGUGGCACCACUGCUGGGGGGUGCCCAUACAGUGAGCACAUGUGGGCUGCACAGGGCCCCUCUUGGCUCCUCUUUGGCUUCCCCCUCUCCAGGCUGCUCUUUUUAGGGAGCAUAGGGGUUUAUGUUUGUCCUUCUGAUCUCCUCCAUUUCCCUGCCAGCAGCUCUGCUUGGGCUUUGGACCAAAGCUGAUCCUCUCCAGCCUGGUGUGGGGCUGGGAGCCCUGUGUGCAGUGCCCAGAGUGGGUUGGUGGGAGACACUCGGGCAUUCUGAUCAUCUCAUGGGUCACGCAGUGAAUUUUGUAGCAUUGUUUUGUACUUGGGUAAUUGUGACUUUUUUUUUCCCUUUUUUUUUAUUUUUUAUUUUUUUUUAAUUAUCUAUAUUCAGUAAAGCCUGGAGACGUUUUGUACUGAA
Centrocercus urophasianus (Greater sage-grouse) is the source of this 2609-nucleotide messenger RNA. Its product is annotated as gap junction gamma-1 protein-like. Gene Ontology annotation, biological process: cell communication. Gene Ontology annotation, cellular component: connexin complex. Lineage: Eukaryota; Metazoa; Chordata; Aves; Galliformes; Phasianidae. The transcript is spliced from 2 exons. The coding region runs from base 549 to 1724 and encodes 391 amino acids. The record is from RefSeq and is a predicted model, not a curated record.